Molecule: messenger RNA, 1592 nt
Organism: Rubroshorea leprosula
Lineage: Eukaryota; Viridiplantae; Streptophyta; Magnoliopsida; Malvales; Dipterocarpaceae
Source: the annotation of a GenBank genome assembly
CAGACUGCAACGCAAGAGGGCUGAAGAGCGGAAAAGGCAACAGAAGCAGGUGAAGGCUGAGGGAAGUUCAUUUUGCAGACCAUGCUAACCUACCAAAAGGAACAUGGUGUGGGUGAGAAAAGAGAAAAAGGAGACUAUAACCCAGACUUUAUUGGAGGGGUAUGACCAAUCUCCAACUUCUCCAAAGGUGGCAUUUGUCAUUGUGAGUCCAAACGGAGUCUUGAAAGCAACUUUUGAAGCACAAGAACAGUUGGGAAUCUUGGAGGUGAAUCAAAAGAAGAUGACACUAUUCAUUUUGGGGAAUUUUCAGUGAAUGUGUCAUGUCUGAUGCUGACAUUACCCUUGGUUUCCAAGCCAAGAAGGAGGAGGAACCAAUCGUCUGUGAGUUCCCAAAACAGACAAAAGAAGAGGCAAUCAUUGUUCUAGCCCACGAUGAUGAAGAGGAGGAUAUGGCUGACAAAAUAGUGUUUGAAAAACCAGAAGAAAAGAUGGCCAGACACAUUAGGCCACUUUAUAUCAAUGCUCACAUGGAUGGGACUCCAAUCAAUCGUGUCUUGGUGGAUAAUGGAGCUGCAGUCAAUGUCCUUCCAACUUGCAUGCUCUACAAAAUAGGCAAGUCUCUUGAUGAUUUAGUGCAUAAUGAGGUUACAAUUAGUGAUUUUACAGGAGGGGUGAAUCGUUUAAGAGGUGUGCUGCCUGUUGAAUUAACAGUAGGGAAUAGGACACUGAUGUUUGCGUUUUUUGUGGUUGACACUGUUACUACUUACAAUGCACUUUUGGGGCGUGAUUGGAUUCAUUCAAGUGGGUGUGUCCCUUCUACACUUCACCAGAAGCGGAUUUUCUGGAAUGGUGGUAAGGCUGAGGUCGUGUAUGCAGAUGAUAAGCCUUUUUCAACCAAUACUCACUUGGUGGAGGCUAGAUAUUAUGAAGAAGACAUUGGCACCAUUCGGUUUUUUGGGAUGAAUAGACAUGGGAAACCGAUUGGGAUAACAGCAUGCAGUAGACCAUCAUUGUCUAAGCGUGUCGUAGAGGAAGUCUGUGAUGAACUUCUUCGACCAACAACAAUAAUUCCUUAUGGGUCGAAGGGGAAACUAAAAAUUGAAGAAAUCUAAUGAAGCAAGCACGUUUGAGACAGGAAAGAGAAAAGACUGUGUUGGAGAUAACAAAGAAAUUAGCGGUUUAUUUUGUUGAAAAAGUAGUUCAAGUGGACAAAUCUGAAAUUGUUCAUGAAAGGGAGGAGACAGACCAAGGUGAUCAAAUAACUUUGGAAGAGCUGGAUCUUGCCCCAGCCAAGUUGGAUGAUCUAAAAGCUGAAAUUCAAGACCCAUUAGAGGAGAUCAAUCUAGGGUCUGAAAGUGAGCCAAAGAAAUGCCAGGUCUAGAUUGAAAAUUGGUGGAACAUAAACUGCCAAUUACAGAAGGAUUCAAACCAUAUAAACACCUAUACAUUAUUUUUCAUUAUUGCAUCAAUUUCAAUUGAUGUCUCAUUGGUAACAGACAACAUUAUUAUUGCAUUUGGCUGCAUCAGUUUCAAACCUUAUCUAAAAACACUGUUCCUCAAAAAAUCUUAUUUAAUAAUAGACAAUUUUAUUA